This is a messenger RNA of Dunckerocampus dactyliophorus (ringed pipefish), 1518 nucleotides long. RefSeq names its product tumor protein p63 regulated 1-like (gene tprg1l). NCBI's taxonomy places the organism in Eukaryota, Metazoa, Chordata, Actinopteri, Syngnathiformes, Syngnathidae. Gene Ontology annotation, cellular component: cytoplasm. The record is from RefSeq and is a predicted model, not a curated record. The coding region runs from base 131 to 976 and encodes 281 amino acids. The transcript has 6 exons.
GGAGGAAGUGAAGCAAAGCACUUCCACCAUCAAAACAUUAUUGGUGCGCAAUGGGCGAAUGUGCGUCCAGGAAAUAACAUUUUCUUGUGUCGUCCUUUUGAGGAGCUCCUCUUAACAGCACACACACACUAUGCUUCAGCUGAACGACACGGUGGAGCCCGAGAGUCCGGGAGCUGCGGUUCUCCACCCGGCGGAGUCCGAGGAUGGGGUGGAGGUCGCCUUCACGCCACUGGAGGCCGGGCGGGGUCUGGGGCAAGUAGAUUCUGCAACCUGCUGUCGGCCGUUGCAGACACUGACGCCUUUUCACGUACACAACCCCACCAUGCAAGCCAAAGUCAAGGACUAUUUUGUGUUCAGGCCAGGUACCAUCGAGCAGGCGGUCAGCGACAUCCGGACUGUGGCCCUUCCCUCUGAGGAUGGAGAGGUGCUCAGUGUCUGGCUUCUGGCUCAAAUAGACCACUGGAAUAACGAGAAGGAAAGACUAGUCCUAAUUACAGACCGGUCCUUGCUGGUGUGCAAGUAUGACUUCAUUAACCUGCUGUGUCAGCAGGUCAUCAGAAUCUCGCUCAACGCCGUCGAUACCAUCUCGGUGGGAGAGUUUGAGUUCCCGCCCAAAUCCCUGAACAAGCGAGAGGGCGUUGGUGUUCGAGUCCAGUGGGAUAAGCGUCCUCGGGCCUCUUUCUUAAACCGCUGGAACCCGUGGUCCACAGAUAUGCCCUACGCCACCUUCACAGAGCACACCAUGGCCCGCGCUGACGAGAAGGUAGCCUCCCUCUGCCAGUUGGACAGCUUUCGGACCCAACUGGUACAGGCCGUAAAGAGAGCACACAAGGAGCAUCCCAUACCCGGUCGGGCCAAUGGAGUCCUGAUUCUGGAGAGACCCCUGCUCAUAGAGACUUAUCUGGGCAUCAUGUCCUUCAUCAACAAUGAGGCUAAGUUGGGCUACUCCAUGACCCGUGGAAAGAUUGGUUUCUAGAGACAUUAUCUCCAAGCGAAACACCAGCCUUGGGGUUUCUGUGUUGUGUGUGCAGUGCAAAGACAGUCAAAGUGAGACUCCACAAGUUGUUGUAGCAGACAAGUGGUCAAGCAGCUGAAGACUUGCAUGGACGUUUUUUUUUUUGUUGUUUUUUCUUAAAGUCCCUUUCCUUCAUGAGCUGCCAUACUUGCAUGGGCCCCUCGAGUGUAUGGUCAUGUGACUUAAGUUGGUAAAGAAAACCAAAACAGCGUAUGCCUUUUUAUUCCACUCUGUAUACCCUGUCUGAAACUGGCUGUCUUGAGGUCUUAUGCUACUUCUUUGACCCUUAACUUUAAAUGAAUAUUUGCUUCGAGUGAUGACGACAUUCAUGGCCUAUGAUGAUAUGUUAUGUUCAAUGAAUUUUAACGAUCAUGCGGCCACACUUUUAUGUCACAUGGUAUAGAGGAAUAACAUUGCUAAUAGGGGGAUUUGCACUACCAUGUGCAAUGAACUACAAUAAUAGAAUAUUCCUUACAGUGGAAACAAUAAAUGAUCUUAUUUGA